AUGCAUAUUGCUAUCAAUCUGAAAGACUUCAAAGCGGCCAUUGCUCACGCUGAGACUGCGAAUGCCACGAUCACAGCUCGCUACACUUACCCGUGCAAACCGCUCCAGCUUACAUAUGACUUCGAGGGCGUAUCUGCGGAGUUCACGGUCAUGACCCGAGGUGAAGUAGAUGGAGACUUUGCACCAGACUCGUCACGAAGCGGAAUUCGAGAACUCUCACAAAGACAGACGCCUGGUGCACCCAUCUCAGUGCAGCGCGACCGUAUAUCCCGCGAAGCCACUCAAAAUGGUCAGAUGCCCCCACCGCCUCCGCCGCCUGCUCGCUCGAUCAAGCCUUUACAGGGUAGUUCAACCCAGGAAAAUCUGUCACGUUCGAUGGCGAGCGAGCGGCCCACGGCCUCAUCACUCUCGAUGGAAUUCGACAGUCUCUUCGUACCUGCGGAUGAUGACCGACAAUGGGAUGAGAUGAACGAGGAAGAAGAGGAGGAGCCCCAAGACAUCCUUGGCUGGGAUGCAAGUGGUCGGGCGGAUGCAUUCGCGGCCACACUGAGAGAUGAGGAACCAGGCUUGUCAAGGAAUGAGAGCAAGACGGAUGAGGCCGAAACCGAAGACAUGCGGAUCCCGCCCACGCAACGUAUAUCACAGGUGAGUUUUUUCUGGAUUGCAUUUGUGUGCGUGCGAAGCGGUUAG
Molecule: messenger RNA, 690 nt
Organism: Penicillium diatomitis
Lineage: Eukaryota; Fungi; Ascomycota; Eurotiomycetes; Eurotiales; Aspergillaceae
Exons: 1
Coding region: 1-690 (229 amino acids)
Source: RefSeq, a predicted model, not a curated record